Spirometra erinaceieuropaei is the source of this 570-nucleotide messenger RNA. The record is from the annotation of a GenBank genome assembly. NCBI's taxonomy places the organism in Eukaryota, Metazoa, Platyhelminthes, Cestoda, Diphyllobothriidea, Diphyllobothriidae.
AUGCCCAACCGCCAACCCCUUAAUGUCCACGAUGCCAACGGACAUUUUGAACGCCAACUGGAUUUGUUGAACACCUCCGGCCCAACUGCAGCACCCGGAUUGAACCAACCGUCGUCUCUCCUUCCACCUCUCCAUCGCCUCCCACGCCGUCAACUAACAUUGACGGCCCUCCCGAAGCACCACUAUAUCCCCUCCUUCGCCUCAGCGUCUGCCGCUGUGGCGUCUGUCAUGCCCCUCAACACUACACACGAUCCUGACACAUCAACAAACACCAAUUAUGAGAGUCUGGUCUAUACCUGUCCUCAUUGCGAUUGCGCCUUCACCUCACACAUCGGACUGGUCAGUCACUUGCGAAUCCAUCGCACAGCGACUGGUGAACCAGUGCCUGGAACACCAACCUACACCCGCCGCGCCCGCCUCCAUUGUCCACACUGCCCUCGCACAUUCCUGCACCACAUGGGCCUAUUUGGCCACAUAUGUAUUCACGAGAGUGGAAUUGACCACAGCCCCGAUACACCUAGCCCAUGCGGCACACUCACCAUGCCUAGCCCCACACAUACCGCCGCAUAG